Messenger RNA from Puntigrus tetrazona (Sumatra barb), 2237 nucleotides. RefSeq names its product anti-dorsalizing morphogenic protein (gene admp). The transcript has 4 exons. Lineage: Eukaryota; Metazoa; Chordata; Actinopteri; Cypriniformes; Cyprinidae. Gene Ontology annotation, cellular component: extracellular region. Bases 963 to 2216 code for a protein of 417 amino acids. Gene Ontology annotation, molecular function: growth factor activity; cytokine activity. Gene Ontology annotation, biological process: SMAD protein signal transduction. The record is from RefSeq and is a predicted model, not a curated record.
UUAUAUUGUUCAAACGCACAGAUCAAAGGCUUCGUUGCAGUGGUUUGUGAUUUGUGACGGUACACAGACAGCGUUUGAGGGUAUACAAUUUAAUUAUGCAUCUAACGGGGAGAUUGGAAGAUGUCGACCAAAUCAGACAACAGCUCUUUUCGAUUAAAAAGAUGCCAUGCGACAUCGGUUUCUCUCGGCAUUGACGCUAUAACAAGAGCUCACGCCAUCCAUUAAGCGGUCCAUUAGUAUUAAGAAAUCCCCGGAUCAACACUUUAAUGAGCCCCUAAUGAAAACAAUCGAUUACAGAUAAGGAAUUAAACCGGUCCGAACCACGCAGCGAAGUCUCUCGCGCCCGCAUUAACUAUCCCUUGAUUUCCAUUUAUUCAAAUUCAUGUUCUCGUUAACGCGCGAGACCGCGGCGCGAGGAAACGAGGCCGUUUUAAUUCGCUCGCCGCCGAAAUCUCCCGUGUCUGCCAUUAACACGCACGCUGGAACCCCCUCGCGGUGUUUGUCGAAAUAAUUACUGUUCCUGUAUCGCGUUAUCCCCCUUUGUCUCGAUUAAUGGAUCCGCUUUGAGGGAAGCCAACCGCCCGCGGCGGGAAAACUUCGCGCCAAACCCCACUUCGCGCCGAAUCCACCUCGCGCCAGACCUAACAAUACAAUUAAACAUUUUUUAAAAACAAUAAUUAACCAUUUUAUUCCUUAAAUCGACGCAUGGAGAGAUUAUUUACAGCACAGCGCCGUAGAUAAACACUAAUUUCCUCUCAGGAUCUCCCCGCAGGACCACCAGUCCAGUUCGCACCUUGUUAACACCGCCAUUAGAUUUGCUUUACAUUCGCUGAUUGUUGAUUUACAUUUGCGACUAAAUGGCAGCUCUUUACGGCCGUUGACUCGGCCAACAUCAUAUAAAGCCCCGGCGGUCCGGCUGGGCUUCAUUCGCUCCGGCUCCAGCGACCAAAGAACAUCUCGAGAUGCUGACCUCCGCGAUCUGGAUCUCCGUGAUGGGCCUCGCCGUCUGCAGACCGCCCGCCAAUCACCUGGAAAGCGAGUCCGAGGAGGUGCGCUCGGAGGCCAUCAGGAGGCUUUUGGAGGUGUUUGGGAUGGAGGAUCCCCCCGCGGCUCUGGCCCGGGGACACAAACAGCCUCCUCAGUACAUGCUGGACCUGUAUAACACCAUCGCGGAUGUGGACGGGGUCACCAAAGACCCGACGCUCCUGGAGGGAAACACCGUACGGAGCUUCUUCGAUAAACUGCACAGCGACCAAAUCGAGUUUCUCUUCAACAUGUCCACGGUGGCCAAGAGCGAGAAGAUCCUCACAGCCGAGCUCCACCUCUUCAAGCUCAGGCCGCAAGCGUCGCUCGCCUUCAACAGACACCACUUCUGUCAGGUACGGCGUUUACAGUCUGCCGAGAAAACGGCACGCCGCCGAAAGGACCUUCUCCGGGUUAAUCGCUGCAGUGGUGUGUUUUUAACGCAGGUCAGCGUCUAUCAGGUUCUCGAGAGCGGCAGGAAGAACGUCUCGCAAGGGAAGAAGCUGCUCUCAUCCAGACUGGUGCCGAUCCACUCCAGCGGCUGGGAGGUUUUUACCAUCACUCAAGCUGUGCGCUCGUGGAUGUCAGACGAAGGCAGUAAUCUGGGGCUCCUGGUCUCGGUCAGGACUCUGGCGGGUCUUCAGAUGGACCUGAAGACCGUGAGGUUCGCGUCGGGCCGCGACCACCAUCACAGCAAGCAGCCCAUGCUGGUGCUCUUCACCGACGAUGGGAGACGGGCGGCUUCUCUGGAGGUCAUGCCGAAAGGUUCAGAGGAUGCUCCCGCUAGACCCAGCCUCCCGUUUCCCAGCAUGCCUCUCUCGGCAGCGGCUCGUCGCAGCGCUCGCUCCAUAGACUACGACGAGAGCGGGGAAAAGAUGCCGUGUCAGCGCCUGCCGCUCUACGUGGACUUCGAGGAGAUCGGCUGGUCCGGGUGGAUCGUGUCCCCGCGCGGAUACAACGCCUACCACUGCAAAGGCUCCUGUCCGUUUCCUCUGGGUCAGAACAUGAGGCCCACCAACCACGCCACGGUCCAGUCCAUCAUCAACGCCCUCAAACUGACCAAAGGCAUCGAGACGCCCUGCUGCGUGCCGGACAAGCUCUUCAGCAUUAACCUGCUGUACUUCGACGACGAUGAGAACGUGGUUCUGAAGCAGUAUGAUGAUAUGGUGGCCGGCAGCUGCGGCUGUCACUGACCGCCACAAACCCGGACUGGA